ACCAAUUAAAUUUGUUCUCUAGCGGAUGGUUUGGUUCACUAAGAUUUUGUUAAUUUAGUUGAUCAUAGUUGUUCAAAAUGGAUUGUUGUUCCUUUUGUUUCCGGUGUUUUGUGAUUAUUUCUCUUAGCGGUAAUAUCCUGAUAAAUAGCAUUGGAUUGCAGAGGAAUAAGCGAUUUCUUAUAUUUCCGCGUCAAGCGCCCACACGUUAUCAAUUCAUUGGAGGCAUUGGAAUUCCAGCCGAUCUCUCGUAUGAAUCUCUCACCACUGGACACGUAUUAAAGGCUGAAUACUGGCUACCCUAUAAUGCGACAGUUUUUCGUGAAAAUCCAUUUUGGCCAGAGUAUUAUAAUAAAUACAACAACACAUUUCCGAUGUAUGCAUUACAAGGGAGACAAUCAACUCUGCGUUGGAGCUUGUAUUCCUAUGCAGCAAAUCGACUUGACAGCUAUGGCUACAAAGGCAUGGAAUGCGUACUGAAGGCGAUAUGCGAAGCGAGCUCGAUAAGUUUUCGACGGGGUCACAGCAUCUUUGCUGAACUCAUACAUAUUUUUCUGAGCCCCAGUACCUCUGCUGAUAAGGCGACGCCGGAGGGAUUGCAUUACAAACAGGCUGAGCAGAUCGGUAGAAAUAACGGCGAUUGCGAUUUUUACGAUUGUAAAAUCAGUUUAUUGAAUUGGAUAUCAAGUGUGCUCAAGGUCGAGCCGUAAAUGAUAUGAAAAUUUAAUAUAAGUAUGAAGAAAAUAUGUAUUGAAAUAUCUAAAACCAGCUUUAAAAAAAUGGUGUAUUUAAUACUGGUUGAUAUGCUGUCGAGCAGCAUUUAUGUAACAGAAAAGAGAUCAUAUGGUUCUAGGCCAGUGUUUCUGUCAAUCAUGAGAAACGCUUAUGUUGAUGACUUUCGAUAACCCUCACUGAAUUUUUUUUAACUAUUCAAAAGAAAUUUUUAGAAUUUUUUUAUUGGUCAAAUUGACCUAUAAAUAGAGUAGAUAGAUGGUUGGAAUACUCCAUCAAAAUAAUUUUCGUGAAACUCUACUGUCGAACAUUGGCAAUAAAAUAUCUAUCAGAAAUUGACUUAUAAUGAUUUUUACACGUAAUUUAAAAAUGUUUAUGACUAAAUGUGGGAAACUUUGACCAACCGCGUAUUAAAUUAAGAUGCGCUGGACUAUUACGUGUAUAUGUAACUUUUGCUACAUAAAAAAUAUCUACUUAUGGUUACUUUCAGGACUAUACUCGUAUGGUCACUUUUUUGUUUUAGUUAAAAUAUAAAUAUUUUAUUUUGUAAUGCGUUAUUAGGUUUUUUGAAUUAUUUAUUGAAAAAUUAGUUUUUAAACUUUUUUCAACAAAAAAUGUAUACUAAAUUUUGUUCUGAAAUAAAUACAAAUUGCAGUGCUUAGAAACAAGUUUUUGAGGUCUGCUAAGCGGUGCCCUGUUUGGAUCGGCUUAUAAGUUCUU
Molecule: messenger RNA, 1449 nt
Organism: Anastrepha ludens (Mexican fruit fly)
Lineage: Eukaryota; Metazoa; Arthropoda; Insecta; Diptera; Tephritidae
Exons: 4
Coding region: 78-707 (209 amino acids)
Source: RefSeq, a predicted model, not a curated record